CAUCUCCCGGCUUGGCAGGGUUUGGAGACGGUGAUCCCUCGCUGAACAGCACUACCGAAGAUAGGAAGAAUAUUUUGAAAAGGAUGGACGCGGUACACAUGGCCGUAGCUGUCCUUUCCGGCAGCCAGAUAUUGUUGGCCUCUUCUACUUCUACACUCUCAUCUUCUUGUUUAUUCAUGUGGUUCAUAAUAUAUUGCUUGCAUCUCACUUUUCAUAUUGGCAUCGAGACGCGCGGCCACGAGCCACGAGCCACGAUUCAGCGAGCUCCGGUAGAAGAGCUCCUGAGUAUAUCCCGACCAAUAUGCUUAACGGAACCUUUAUGGUGCGGAGAUAGUAACGCUGAUGAUGAUGCGAACGGUAUCGAACAGGGCUUUGCCGCUUGCUGCCCGCUAUGGCUCUGUCCUGUUAGCCGCCUUCCUCGUCUACUGUAUCAUUCGCGAGCCUUUAAAUAUAGCUGUCAGUAAUAUAUCAUUUCCAGGAAAGGGCGAUUCUUAUACUCCCGGGUCAGGGGGCGACCAAGGAAGCUUUCCCGUUAUCGGUGGCAAAGAAGACACCAAGGGCGAGGAAGCCAACAAGGGCCCUGCUGGUGCGGCUCAAGCUAUCCAGGAAAAGAAUGCGGAGAGGCCAAUGAGCGAGGGGGAGGAUGUUAUAAAGUACGUCAAAAAGUACAAACCGGAAUCGAUUCCAUCCACCCCCAUUGGAGACCAUUUCCCUUGGCUCACGCAUUCGAAAUCCCCGCCGCCGGUCCUCGAAAACAACCUACCUCCCCAUCCGCACGUAGAGGAAGCGACGCCGCUGCUUAUCGGCUUCACACGAAACUGGCCGUUGCUGUUACAAUGUGUGAGUAGCUAUAUUGCGGCCGGGUGGCCGCCGGAGGAUAUCUACGUGGUUGAGAAUACAGGCACGUUCCACGCGAAUCGGCAACAUGAGCUGGAGUUACAAAACCCCUUCUUCCUCAACUACACGGCACUGGACAUUCUCGGGGUGAAAAUCCUAGAGACGCCAACUCUACUUAGCUUUGCCCAGUUACAGAACUUUUUUCUACACACGGCGCUCGAGCGCGACUGGCCUUUUUUCUGGUGGAGUCACAUGGACGUGUUGGUAUUCAGCGACGAGGAUGUCAAGAAGAACGAUCGAGAUCACGAUUGGGACCAUGACCCAUACGCGACUAUUUACGAACGUUGUAUCGGAUUGCUGCGAUACCUAAACGGCCCAGAUAUGCCGCCGUGGGCUACCCACUUCUUCGAGUACGAUCACCUCGCCCUAGUGAAUCGCGAUGCGUACCUCGAGGUCGGCGGCUGGGAUACUCACAUCCCUUACUACGCCUCCGAUUGUGAUAUGUACCUACGCUUGCACUGGGAGGGAUACUGGCAGCCGCAAAGCGAAGCAGGUCUCGUGUUUGACGUUUCCACAGCGCUCGACGAUAUUAUGGCCCUAUUCCGUGUCCCAGGCGCGCACGCUACGUUCAAGGGAGACCCCGUGCACGCGGCAGGUGGCGACGAUACCUCCGAAUCUGAGAGAGCUCACCGGGAAGCGGAGCUUAAGCGCGAGCAGGACAUGCGGCCGUGGGUAGACAAGGAGGGCGAGACCUUCGCUCACCUGGUCGAGGUGGCGAAUCGCAUGCAGGAUCUCAAGUGGGUAGACGAAGGAGUGCGGCGCAACGCAUGGCAGACGCGGCAGGCGGGCGGGCAGGCGGAUCCCUUCUAUCGCGAUCCGGAGGGGUUCGCGGCUGGGCUAGAGACUCUCGUUGAUGCCGGACGUCGGGUUUUCGCCGAUAAAUGGGGACAUCGCGGGUGCGACUUAUUAGCUAUGGGUAUCGAGGGUAAAGACGAGUGGCGCCUCGAGCGAGACUGGGAUAUCCGCGAGAGCCCCGGGAGCGAGGGAGGGAACUGGGGAAAGGAUUGGAUGACGGGAAGUGAGGAUUUGAACAAGUCAUAAGCGGGUGAGAAAGGAUAAAAAGGGGGUAAGGUGUGAAUAGGGGUUACAUAUUUAGAGUAGAGGAAGCCUUGCGUCUUGGGUGACGAACAGUGAUGGUUUCGGACUCUACGGAUAUAUUAUUAAGGCGUUCUGGAUGGAGUAGAGUAUAACCUAGGCGUUAUCG
Molecule: messenger RNA, 2101 nt
Organism: Daldinia vernicosa
Lineage: Eukaryota; Fungi; Ascomycota; Sordariomycetes; Xylariales; Hypoxylaceae
Exons: 2
Coding region: 343-1938 (531 amino acids)
Source: RefSeq, a predicted model, not a curated record